Ambispora leptoticha is the source of this 330-nucleotide messenger RNA. The record is from the annotation of a GenBank genome assembly. NCBI's taxonomy places the organism in Eukaryota, Fungi, Glomeromycota, Glomeromycetes, Archaeosporales, Ambisporaceae.
AUGAAUUUCUUGAAUAGUUAUGCACAUGUUACUAUUAGGCGGCCAUUCCGAGAAAGAAAUUUUGAACUGACACCACACAAAGCUGAUAAAUAUCGUAGAAGAGUCGAAUAUAUUGAAAAUAAACGUUUCAAUAGCCGCCAAGGAAGAAUCCUUGAUUUUUCUUUUAUGGCCUUGACCGGGAGUUUAUAUACAGUUUUAUUUGCUGACUUUGGCGAACGAGAACAUUGUUAUACGCCGUUAAGAAAUUGGGUUGCGCAAAAAACGAAUAAGUUCUGGACGUUGAGCGAUAAGGAAAAGCAAGAAUUAAGAGAACAAGGAAGGCUCAAGUGA